GAGAAGCAUGUCUCGACGCGAGCAAAACUCCUCUUCCUGGCCGCCUACUUCUUCCUCAACCUCUUCCUCACUCUCUCCAACAAAUCCCUCCUCGGCACCGCCAGAUUACCCUGGCUGCUAACCGCCGUCCACUGCUCGGCGACCUCGAUAGGAUGUUUCGCAAUGCUUGGCCUGGGGCUUCUGACCGUGACGCCUCUCGGCCUACGAGAGAACCUGGCGCUGUUCGCAUUCUCCUUCUUAUUCACCGUCAAUAUCGCCGUUUCCAAUGUGAGCUUGGCCAUGGUUUCGGUCCCGUUUCAUCAGAUCAUGCGCUCGACUUGUCCGCUUGUGACGAUUUUGAUUUACAAGCUCGUGUAUGGCCGGGAGUAUUCCAGGACGACGUAUUUGACGAUGAUUCCGCUGGUUUUGGGUGUCGCGCUAUCGACUGUUGGAGACUACUACGCCACUCUCGCCGGCUUCCUCGUGACCUUCCUCGGAGUCGUCCUGGCCUCCGUCAAAACAGUGGCAACAAACCGCCUCAUGACCGGCAGCCUCAAACUCUCCGCUCUGGAAGUCCUCCUCCGCAUGUCACCACUCGCAGCCAUACAAUGCCUCAUCUACGCCUACCUCACCGGAGAAGCCGACACGUUCCGACACGCAUACACCGCAACCCAAUUCUCUUCCACAUUCGGCGCAGCAUUGUUCCUAAACGCAAUCGCAGCAUUCCUUCUCAACGUCGUAGGCUUCCAAGCCAACAAAAUGGCCGGCGCGCUUACCAUUACCGUGUGCGGAAACGUCAAGCAGGCUUUGACCAUUUUCCUCGGCAUCAUCUUGUUUCAUGUGGAAGUUGGGCUUUUGAACGCAGUGGGCAUGUUCAUUACGAUUGCGGGUGCGGUAUGGUAUAGCAAAGUGGAAUUGGACAGUAAA
Molecule: messenger RNA, 906 nt
Organism: Pseudocercospora fijiensis CIRAD86
Lineage: Eukaryota; Fungi; Ascomycota; Dothideomycetes; Mycosphaerellales; Mycosphaerellaceae
Exons: 2
Cellular component (GO): Golgi apparatus
Molecular function (GO): antiporter activity
Source: RefSeq, a predicted model, not a curated record